AUGGCUGCCUUGAAUCUCGAUGACAUCUUCAGUGAUGUCAUGUUUACUCCCGAGGGAGACACCAUCUUCCUCAGUGAGGAGAGGGAAGACGAUAUGUUGAACUCUGGUGAGGGAGAGAACAUUAAGAUUGUUGCCUCCAAAAAGACCGAUGGUGGGUUCAUUCCGACUCCUGCUGGAGGUGGUUUGGAUACCACCAAUCUUGCUGAUCCCUCCAAGGAAGCUCUGGUGAUGGGAAACGCUGCUGUCAAGGCUGUCCCCACUGCUCAGGCUGUUCCCUUCAAGGAGAAGCCCCAAAAGAAGAACCAGCUGGAGUAUGCCGCCAAGAAGAAGAAGAAGAAAGGUGACAAGAAGACCAAGGAAGAUGCCAAGAAGAGCCGUGUCCGCAAAAAGUUUUUGUUGGAAUCUCUCCAACAAUCCGUUGGUUUGUUGAAGGAUGAGAACGAGAAGCUUCGAAAUGCCAUUAAGACUCACUUGGGUGCCGACCAAGCAGAGAAGCUCUUCCGUCAAAAGGGAGGCGGUGGAGACGAAGGAUUGAUUGCCUCCACUCAGGGUAUCGCCAACAAGGUCUUGGACGAUCCUGAUUUCUCUUUCAUCAAGGCCCUGCAAACUGCCCAGCAGAACUUUGUGGUUACCGAUCCUUCCUUGCCCGACAACCCGAUUGUCUACGCCUCUCAAGGAUUCCUCAACCUUACCGGUUACUCCCUUGAUCAAAUCUUGGGACGUAACUGCCGUUUCUUGCAAGGACCCGAGACCGAUCCCAAGGCUGUGGAGCACAUCCGCAAGGCCAUCGAACAGGGUAACGACAUGAGUGUUUGCUUGCUCAACUACCGUGUCGACGGCACCACCUUCUGGAACCAGUUCUUCAUUGCCGCUUUGCGUGAUGCCUCUGGUACUGUCACCAACUUUGUCGGUGUCCAGUGUAAGGUCAGCGAUCAAUACGCUGCCACCGUUACCAAGCAGCAGGAUGAAUCAGGAGAACCCUCUGGUUAG
This is a messenger RNA of Seminavis robusta, 990 nucleotides long. NCBI's taxonomy places the organism in Eukaryota, Bacillariophyta, Bacillariophyceae, Naviculales, Naviculaceae. The record is from the annotation of a GenBank genome assembly.